CUCCUUUCUAAACCUAAUAUCUUAUACUCUUCUCAAUCUGAAUCUUCAUCAUCUCUCUAUCUCUUCUGCUGCAUGAUACCGAAACCCUCAAACCUAAACCAGUGAAAUGCAAACUUCUUAAAGGACAAAGAGGUUGGAUCAGACUUGGCGGUGUGAUCUGCCAAACAUGUCAGAAGACGAACACGAGAUUUAUAAUGAAAAAAAUAAGUGUGAUGAGGAAACUUCGCUGGGCUCUUCUUCCCACAAGUGUUCAUCGUUCGACUUGAAUGAGGAAGCUACCAGUGAAGAAGAGGAAGAACAAGAGGAGGAGGAGGAGGAGGAGGAAGAGGAGGAGGAGAAGGAUCGCAGAGAUUUAGAAGCAGAAGAAGAGAACGAGAAAAUGAAGGAACAUGAAGGUACUUCAUCAUCAAACAGAAGCACAUCAAGAGAACGAAAUGAAGGAAAAGGCACAGUGAGACAAUAUGUCAGAUCCAAGAUGCCUAGGCUUCGCUGGACUCCAGAUCUUCAUCUUUCUUUUGUUCAUGCUGUUAAACGCCUUGGUGGUCAAGAGAGAGCAACACCCAAGUUGGUGCUUCAGCUAAUGAAUGUGAGGGGACUCAGCAUUGCUCAUGUGAAGAGUCACUUGCAGAUGUAUCGGAGUAAAAAACUUGAUGAGGCUGGCCAAGUUAUAAGUCAAACGUACAGAUCGCAAGGUGGUCGUAUGUCUCAGUUAUCGUAUCAAUCAGUGAACACAAGGCAACAAUUGAAGAUGGGAAAUGGUGGAAUUAUUCUAACUACCAAUUCCAACGACCAUGCUGGCUUUGUUCAUCAUCAUCCUCUCUCCAAGCCUUCUUUUACUCUUUCGCACUCCCAUACAAUGGCCACUGAUUCCAGGCACCAACAAUGGCACUUCAAUAACCAGUGGUAUAGAAGGCAAAGUUGCGUGACAAACAACGAAGUGAUGAUGAUGAUGCCCUCAACGACAGACCGAAUUGCACCCAUGAGACCCAGCCAAUUUCUGGAAGAGAAAAGGUGGCCUCCAUUAGAAAUUACUAGUAAUAACAGCAACAACAAUAAUAAUCAGCAUUAUUAUUGGAAGUUCAAGAAAAUGCCUCCGACCAGUAAUAUUAUUAACACUUGGGCAGAUACUAAUAUUAGUAUUAAUGAUUCACAAUCUGGAUUUCACCAACUUGGCACUACGCAUGAGCCACCUGAUCAAUGGAGUUUUGGAAAUUUCAAGAGCAAUACCAGCAACAGUUCUCAGAGUUUGAAGCUAGAAUUUGAGCCCCCAUUUCGGAUUAAGUUAAAUGAAGAGAAAGUAGAGAAAGAAAAGCAAUCGUUGCCUGAUCUGCAACUGGGAUUGAAUUAUCAGAAUGCUGAUCGUUGCAAGGAGACCCAAGAAAUUAACACUAAGCUUUCCCUUUCUUAAUAUAUAUAUAUAUAUAUAUAUAUAUAUGAUGGUGAUGAUGGUGAUGAAUAGUGCAAAUACAACAAUGAACUAAGAGAUCAUCUUUCACAGACAAAAUAUACAGGUACACAUGGAGUCACAAGACCUGAUUUUGUGGGCUGAUAACUAGUGUAUAUCCAUUUUUUUUUCUCUUAUUUGAAAUAGGAUUUGGCCUUAAAGUCAAAUCUAUGUGAUUGAAAAUAUUAGUGAGUUCCCAUCAGCUCUUUUUCCUCGUGCGAGAAUGUUCUCAUAUGGGUGAGGUGA
Neltuma alba is the source of this 1690-nucleotide messenger RNA. RefSeq names its product protein BFR2-like. Gene Ontology annotation, molecular function: DNA binding; DNA-binding transcription factor activity. The transcript is spliced from 7 exons. The coding region runs from base 167 to 1408 and encodes 413 amino acids. NCBI's taxonomy places the organism in Eukaryota, Viridiplantae, Streptophyta, Magnoliopsida, Fabales, Fabaceae. The record is from RefSeq and is a predicted model, not a curated record.